GCCGUCUCUCCCAUCGAUCCUAUCCCUCUCCCCUUCGCCCUGUACAUACCACAUUCACCUUCCCGACCUCCAUCAAUCACCACCGCAUCAAUCGCCCCCAUAUUCACCCUUGUCGACAAAAUCACACGUCCAGCAAUAAUAGAUCAUUGAAGAACGAGAUGGCCACAGCGGAAUCAUUGUCUGCGGAGAUCGAGGAACAGACGAAGUUGUUCAAUAAGUUGAGGUUAGAGAAUGCGGAACCGGCUGCGAUGGAGGAUGUUAGGAAGAGGCUUGGGGAGUUGAAGAAGGCUUUGGGACAGUUGAAUGCGCAGGCUGGAGGGAGUGGAAAGAAGAAGGAGAGGCUGCUGUUGAAGACACCAAAGGGUACACGAGACUAUGGCCCCGGCGAGAUGUUCUGUCGUGAACACGUCGAACGCAUCGUCAAAGAAUGUUUCGUGCUCUAUGGCGGAUGUGCCCUCGAUACCCCCGUCUUUGAACGAAAAGACAUCCUCGCAGGCAAAUACGGCGAGGACGCGAAGCUGAUCUUCGACCUUGAAGACCAGGGUGGCGAACAGCUCGCACUGCGAUACGAUCACACCGUUCCGCUUGCACGAUACCUCGCCAUGGGAGGCGCGACGAACACGCAGUCGAAACUGUGGCAGGUGGGGAAGGUGUAUCGGAGAGAUAAUCCUGUGAUGAGCAAGGGGAGGAUGAGAGAGUUCUUGCAGGCGGACUUUGAUAUCUCGGGAAUAUGGGACUCGAUGAUUCCGGAUGCGGAGAUCAUCAGUCUGGUGUGCACAAUCCUUUCACGGUUGGAUGUUGGGACAUUCACUAUCAAGCUCAACAACCGUAAAAUUCUGGAUGGUAUCUUCGAAGUCUGUGGCGUUCCAGCCGACAAGAUUCGCCCAAUAUCCUCAGCUGUGGAUAAGCUGGACAAGCUUCCUUGGGCAGAUGUCAAGAAGGAGAUGACAGAAGAGAAGGGCCUUGACCCAGUUUGCGCAGACAAGAUCGGCGAGUAUGUCAAGUACAAAGGCGGAAAGGAUCUUUUGGAGCAACUUCUCACAGACGCCACACUGACCGCCAACUCAAGAGCGAAAGAAGGUCUCGAAGAGAUGAAGACCCUCUUCUCCUACCUUGAGGUGUACAAAGUCAUAGACAAGAUCUCAUUCGACCUCUCUCUCGCACGAGGUCUCGACUACUACACCGGCAUCAUCUACGAAGCCAUCGUCGAAGCCUCCGCACCUCCAGGUUUCAAAUCCGCCAACGCCCUCGCCGCCUCUGAUGCCCCCCAAACCGCCCCUCAACCAGCACCCCCCUCCAAAAAGAAAUCCAAAAAAUCCGCUGCGGCAGAACCCGAAGAAGAAGAGAUCGACGAAUCCCAGGUCGGAGUGGGGUCGAUCGCUGCAGGCGGUCGAUACGAUAACCUCGUUGCGAUGUUCACAUCCGCUGCAGCUGGGGAGACGAAGAAGGGCAUGCCGUGUGUGGGUAUCAGUAUUGGGAUGGACAGGAUCUUCGCGCUCGUGUGGCCGAAAUGGGUGGAGAAGGGGAUGAGGAGUAAGGAGGUUAUGGUGUAUGUGAUGGCUGCGGGUGAUGGGCUGUUGAAAGAGAGGAUGGAGUUGGUGCAGGAGUUGAGGGAGGCUGGUAUCAAGACCGACUUCUUGGCCAAGAACAAGCCAAAACUUCCUGCUCAAUUCGCUGCCGGCGAACGAGACGAAGUCCCCUUCGCGAUCAUCCUCGGCGCAGACGAGCUGAAGGCUGGGCUCGUGAAGGUCAAGGAGCAGAGAUGGCAGCUCGUCGACGGGAAAAAGACGAAGGUCGAGUCGUCCGAAACUGGUCAGGAAGUGAAGAGGGCUGAAUUGAUCGAUUGGCUCAAGAGUACGCAGGCGUUCAAGGAGUGGUCGACUGGCAAGUGGAUGUGAGGUGGCUACAAAACCGUAGAAGCUACAUAUUGCUAGAGAAGUAUUUUAGGUGUAGUCCUGUAUAUCGUUUUCGAUCCUUUGUCUGGAUCAAUCAGGUCUUAGCGUCC
Molecule: messenger RNA, 2005 nt
Organism: Stereum hirsutum FP-91666 SS1
Lineage: Eukaryota; Fungi; Basidiomycota; Agaricomycetes; Russulales; Stereaceae
Product: histidine-tRNA ligase
Exons: 8
Coding region: 159-1898 (579 amino acids)
Biological process (GO): mitochondrial translation
Cellular component (GO): mitochondrion
Source: RefSeq, a predicted model, not a curated record